AUGAAUUCGAGUGGGGUCUUGUUUACAACUAUAGCAUUAUAUAUAAUUGUCUCCAUUUCAGCUACAUUCAUCAACAAAUUACUCUUCACCUUUUCUGAAUACAAGUUCCCAUACCCCUUUUUCACGGUAUUUUUCCAGCUAGUUGUCAGUUUUAUUUUUUUGACAUUCUGGAGCACCUUUCGACCAAUUCGACGUCCAUAUGCUCGGAUUCCAACCUUCAAAUGGGAUUCUACAGUUGCGAUUCGUGUAGCUCCACUUACGAUUGUCUACAUGUGUGUCAUCAUUUUCAAUCCUUUAUUCUUGCAACAUGUCGAAACAACUGCUUAUCACUUUUCCCACUCACUCUCUAUCGCCUUUUCGAUUUUGUUCUCCCAAAUCAUGCUGAAGGUUGAAACAGCCUCACGUAUCAACUCGGCAUGUAUCAUCAUUAUUUUUGGUGUCUGCAUCAGCUCCAUGGGCAACCUGAAUUUUUCAUUGGUCGGAGCAUUCUAUGCUUUGGCAUGGCCAUCUGCUGUUGCUAUCUAUGGUAUCUAUAUCAAGAAGACUUUGGUGUCAUUAAGAAACGACUUUUGGGCUGUUAUUCAGUACAAUACAAUCAUGUCCAUUGCUAUUUUUGCGCCGCUUGUUUUGCUAUCUGGUGAAUUGAACGAUAUUCUUUCCAAUGUGUGGUUUUUAGAUGAGUUUGGAUUUUGGGUACAAAUGGUUAUCACAGCUAUGACUGGAUUUAGUGUAAAUGCAGCCAUGGUAUUACUACUGAUGUAUACAUCUCCAUUAUCUGUAGCAGUUGCAAGUACUUCAAAGACUAUUCUUCAAGCAUUUAUUGCUGCAGCGUUAUUUGGUAAUCGAUUGACUUUUAUGAACGUGGUCGGUUUGAUGAUUGCCUUGGCUGGAUCUUGUUACUUUACAUACUUGAGAUCUGCUGAUUUAAAACUGUAA
Molecule: messenger RNA, 936 nt
Organism: Mucor mucedo
Lineage: Eukaryota; Fungi; Mucoromycota; Mucoromycetes; Mucorales; Mucoraceae
Exons: 6
Coding region: 1-936 (311 amino acids)
Cellular component (GO): Golgi apparatus
Molecular function (GO): antiporter activity
Source: RefSeq, a predicted model, not a curated record